Molecule: messenger RNA, 3990 nt
Organism: Sodiomyces alkalinus F11
Lineage: Eukaryota; Fungi; Ascomycota; Sordariomycetes; Glomerellales; Plectosphaerellaceae
Product: Piwi-domain-containing protein
Exons: 3
Coding region: 355-3801 (1148 amino acids)
Molecular function (GO): nucleic acid binding; protein binding
Source: RefSeq, a predicted model, not a curated record
UUUUUAUUUUUGUUGUUGUUAGUAUUAUUAUUAUUAUUUCCUCUCUGCCCUACUUCAAUUGGGAGGCAUACCAUCCGAAAAGGUUGGUUGGGCUCCGUUAGCAACCACCACCGUUUCUUUCGACGACCGGCUAGAGCCGGCCAGCAACGCCCUCAACUUUGUUUGGAUUUCCAUCGCCAAACCUUCCAACACGCUACACUUCUCUUCCAUAGCACGACAACUCGCCCUUCGCCAAUUGCUCUCUUCGUCUUAUAAAGAGCGAGGGAGUGUUGUCCGCUGCCAGCUGUUCCGAAAAAUACCUUUAGUCCAACUGUUGACUGCCUGCCCCUGUUUAGCAGCUUUUGCUUAGCAGCUAUGAGCGACUUUCAGCAAGUACGUGGCAGAGGUCGUGGUCGCGGUGGUGAUGGUGGUGGUGGUCGAGGCAGUGGUCGUGGUGGUGACGGUCGAGGUGGUGGCCGAGGCGGUGGCCGCGGCGAGUUUCGAGGCGAUUCUCGGGGCGGUGGAAGAGGCGGAGGUGGCCGCGGUGACUUCCGAGGCGAUUUUCGGGGUGGAGGCAGAGGCGGUGGUGGUCGGGGCGACUUCGGGGGUGACUACCGGGGUGGAGGGAGAGGUGGCGGUGGCUUCCGAGGAGGUAGGGGAGGCGGCGGCUUCAGUGGUCCCAGACGGGAGGACGAACCUGAAGUCUUCCGUCAGGAAGGUUUCGGGGCCCCCUCUGUUGAUACUGCAAUUCAGAAGCUUGAAGACUCGCUGGUCAAGGGCCACCAAGACCAAGGAACCGCCCUGGCCAAGAAGAUGGCCAGUCUCAAACUUGCGGGGCCUGGAGGCGAUGAAAAUAUCUUCCCGCUUCGUCCUGGCUUCGGUACCCAGGGCGUCAAGGUCCUCCUGUACGCCAACUACUUCCGUCUCGACGUCAAGCCCGGUGUCCUGUACGUCUACAACCUCGAGGUAUACAAGGGCAACAUGAGAGCCGAAGCCACGGGUCGCAAGCUGCGCCGCAUUAUCGAGCAUGCGGUCGCCAAGCUGCGCCAGAUGGAUCCCAGCGCCGUCCUGGCUACCGAGUUCAAGAGCAAGCUCGUCUCCCUGAAGAAACUGCAGCUCCAGGGCGACGUCAUUGAUGUCGAUAUCGAGUCCGGCAGCGGCAACAACACCGAUAGUUACGUUGUCCGACUCACAGACCCCCUCGAAGCCGACAUCGCCGGCGCCCGGAAGUAUGUCAACGACAUGAACGACCCCACAGACCCUCUCGGCCAUAGCUUCCCCAAGUUUGCCAUUGCCGUCGACGCCCUCGGCAUCAUCCUCGGCUACAAAGGUCGCAGCGCCGAAGACGUGGCUACCGUCGGCACCGCGCGUUUCUUUCCCGUCGGCGUCGGCAGCGCCCAGAGCCAACUGGGCGACAGGAACAGGCUCUCCGCCGUCCGCGGCUACUUCCAGAGCGUGCGCCUGGCCACCGGCGGGCUUCUUCUCAACGUCAACGUCACCCAUGGCGUCUUCAAAGUGGCCGUCUCUGUAGCCGAACUCCUCCGGUGGUCCGGCUUGGACGUCUUCGGUGGCAAGGGCCAACAGCAUCGCGGGAUUGAAUCGAGGCUCAGGAUGGUGAACAAGUUCCUGGCCAAGACCCGCGUUAGGUACGUCUUCAGGGACGCGAAUGGCAAAGACAUCGAAACCAAAAAGACCAUUUGCGGCCUAGCGAACCGUCGCGAGCUCUCCCGAGCGGUGGUCAAUGGUGGUGUUGUGCAGAUUGACACCUCGUCCGGCUUCGGCGGCCCUAAGGAGGUCAAGGUCCGCUUUGUGCCCUAUGAGGGAGAGACGACUGUCCUGGGAGGGAAACCCCCGGGACAGUACACCGUCGCCGAAUAUUGGAAGUGGAAAUAUGGGCAAGAACCGGAUCCCAGCCUUCCGCUCAUCAACCUCGGGACCCCCGACAAGCCCCGAUAUGUCCCCGCGGAGAAAUGCACCAUCGCCGCCGGUCAGGCUGUCAGAGCCAAGUUGUCGGGUGAUGAGACGACGGCCAUGCUACGAUUCGCCUGCCGCUCACCGUUCGCCAACGCCCUGUCCAUCACGACUACGGCUCGUGACGCACUCGGUCUCGAUAACAAUCCCGAACUAGAUCGUUUCGGCGUCCAGGUCGACAAGAAGCUUCUCAUCGUCGACGGCCGCGAGCUGAUGUCGCCCCGGAUCGGCUACAGAGACCCUAGGGCGGAGCGGGAGAAGGUCGCCAACACCGCCAAGGGAGGGUGGAACAUGAUUGACGUAAGGGUAGCCAAGGCCGGCACCGUGAUCUCCAACUGGGGAUGGCUACAGAUUUUCGGCAACCGGUCCUACAAUGCGGCCGAGGCUGUGGGGAAGUUCGUUGAACAAGUCAACGAUAAGAUGGGCAUCCUCAUCGACAAGAAGACCACCGGUCGCGGCAUCGAGGUCCACAUGUCUCCGCAUGACAACUACGAGGCCAAGCUGCGCGACAUCUUCAGGUCCCUAGCGCAGAAGGUCCGCCCGGGGACCAAAUUCUUCCUCUUGGUGAUCCUUCCGGCCCAGGACACGGGUCUUUACAGCGCCGUCAAGACCCUGGGCGACGUUGAAUACGGCUUGCACACGGUAUGUGCCGUUGAAAAGAACUUCAACAAGGCGAGCCCCAUGACUUUUGCCAACAUCGCGCUCAAAUGGAACCUCAAGAACGGCGGGAUCAACCAUCGGGUCCAGAAUCAGAUCCCCAUUGUCAGGGAUGGAAAGACCAUGGUAGUGGGCUACGAUGUGACCCAUCCCACCAAUUUGAGUUUCGCUAUCAGGGACAAGGAGAAGGCGGCGGCCAAGAGCAGAGAGGGGCCGCCGGAAGCCGGGCCUGAGAAGGCCGCGGAGGAGAAGGCCGAAGGGGAGGAGGCCAAGGGCGGCAAAGGCAAGGGGAAGGGCAAGGGCAAGGGCAAGGGAAAAGCCCCUGCAAAGCAGCCGGAAGAGAAGUCGGCGCCCCCUCCGGGUUCGGCAAUGAAGAGGGAGGACUUGCCGCCCAGUCUGGUGGGCCUGGUAGCCAGCAUCGACAAGGACCUCGGCCAAUGGCCUGCGGUGGCGUGGGAGCAGCACUCGCUCCAGGAAAUGCUCGAUCACCACCUGGCGCGUAUGUUCGGCUCGCGACUCGACCUCUGGGCCAAGCACAACGCCGGGAAGCUUCCCGAGUACAUCGUCAUCUACCGCGACGGUGUAUCGGAAGGGCAGUUCAGCCAGGUGCUGAACAUGGAGCUGCCACACAUCCGCCGGGCGUGCCAUGAGAAGUACAAAGCCAAGAACUUGAAGCCGCCCAAGCUGUCCAUAAUCGUGUCGGUGAAGCGGCAUCAGACGCGGUUCUACCCGGCCGAGGAGGGCCACACGACGCAGUCCCGCAACAUCAAGCACGGCACCGUGGUGGAUCGCGGCGUGACGCAGACGCGGUACUGGGACUUCUUCCUCACGGCGCACAAUGCCCUCCAGGGGACGGCUCGCCCCGCACACUACACCGUGCUUCUCGACGAGGUCUUCUGCUCCCGUCACGGGACUACCAGCGCGGCGGCUGAUGAGCUGGAGAAGUUCACUCAUGAACUCUGUUAUCUGUUCGGACGGGCCACCAAGGCUGUUAGUAUCUGUCCGCCGGCGUACUACGCCGAUAUUGUGUGCGAGCGUGCACGUGUGCACCGCUCUGAGAUGUUCGACGUCUCGGAAACGGCAUCUGUUAUGACAGGAGGAGGAGCAAGAGGAGGCGCUGCAGACCCUCUGGACCCGCUGAGUGAUCCCAAGGCUGUGCACCCGAAUCUCAGGGAUACCAUGUACUACAUUUAAGCUGCGGCUAUCUGCUUUCUGUCUCUCUUUACUUGAUGGUACGGGUCAUAUCGGACUUUCAUGCGAUGGAUACAUGAAAUGUCCUUGUUGGAUAAGGGAUGGACGCCAGCAAAACAUCUUGGAUGUUAGGUGCGGUGCUCUAUUUGAGGUUUGAUGACAGAGACAGACUGCAUUUAACUCUCUCAGGCA